Messenger RNA from Aspergillus alliaceus, 1865 nucleotides. RefSeq names its product D-arabinose 1-dehydrogenase (NAD(P)(+)) ARA2. Bases 159 to 1568 code for a protein of 469 amino acids. The record is from RefSeq and is a predicted model, not a curated record. The transcript has a single exon. Gene Ontology annotation, molecular function: D-arabinose 1-dehydrogenase [NAD(P)+] activity. Gene Ontology annotation, cellular component: cytosol. Gene Ontology annotation, biological process: dehydro-D-arabinono-1,4-lactone biosynthetic process. NCBI's taxonomy places the organism in Eukaryota, Fungi, Ascomycota, Eurotiomycetes, Eurotiales, Aspergillaceae.
ACAGCCCGGCCAUCGAUCGCUUAUCAACGCCGUUGUCCCUCCCAUCUCUCUCUCCCCUCUCUCGUUCGGUUUUACAUACCGUCGAUGACUCCAGGGAAGUCUACCACUGCUCAAUCCUGUUCGAUUCCCUCGUUGUACUGUUUCCUUCGACUGCGACAAUGGGCCGCCCCUCAGUUCCGCUGUCGGCGAAUUUGCCGCCACUGGUUAUGGGCACUGCGACAUUCAACUCCCAGUACAAUCACGAUCCCUACGCCCUCCCAACCACAGAGCUAGUCCAUCGAGCUCUCACUAGUGGCGUCCGCGCCUUCGACACAUCACCCUACUACGGCCCCGCGGAGGAACUCCUCGGUCGAGCCCUUGCGACCGAUUUCGUCCGGUCCAACUUCCCCCGCUACACAUAUCGUUUGCUCACGAAAGUCGGCCGGAUCGCCUCCUCCUCCUUCGACUACUCCCCAGAAUGGGUACGGCACAGCGUUAAGCGCAGUCUCCGUCGUCUUCACACCGACUACCUCGACGUAGUCUACUGCCACGAUGUCGAGUUUGUCUCCCCACAAGAGGUGCUGGAGGCUGUCCGGGAAUUGCGCCGCAUCCGCGACACAGAGGGCACGAUCUACUACGUUGGGAUAUCGGGGUACCCGGUUGACGUGCUGAGCGAACUGGCGGAAAUGGUCUUACGGGAGACGGGGGAACCGCUCGACGCCGUCAUGUCUUACGCCAAUUUUACGCUCCAGAAUACUCGACUGCUCACAGAAGCCUUGCCCCGUCUUGUGGCUGCAGGAGUCGACGUGGUUCCUAAUGCCUCACCUCUGGGAAUGGGUCUUCUGCGCCGAUCGGGCGUCCCCAUUGGUAGUAUGGGAGACUUCCACCCCGCUCCGGACGGGCUGCGCAGUGCAAUCCACCGCGCCGCGGAAUGGGCCGAUGCCCAGGGAGAGAAGAUCGAGGUGAUUGCCAUUCGAUUCGCGCUGGAGUCGUGGCUCCGCAAGGCCGCGAAAGCAGGCGCUCUGGGUCCGCCCCUUGCGCGGUCUGCAGACGCAGAUCCAGGGUUCCUCUCCGUCUUGAAUAUGGGAACUGGAGAGCGACUGGGCGUCAGCGUCAUGGGCGUGAGCAACGUUGAUGAGUUGAACGAGACGCUCCGUGUCUGGCACAGUAUCAUUGAGGGGCUGGAGAACAAAGACGAUGAGGAAAUCGCGGAUGCUAGCAACAGCCAAACCACGCCUGCAGUUGUGCCUUCGGCCUUGCAAGCCCCAACAAUUCUUACCCCCUCAGAGGGGAUCAUUACUGACCGUGCAUGGUCACAGUCUCGGCGCCAGCGCAUCUUAUACCUUGCCCAGCAGAUCCAGGCGAUCAUCGGAUCCGACUGGGUGGAUUAUGUCUGGCCGAGUCCUGGAACGGACUUCAUUAACACCCUCUCCACCGAGCAUCUCGCGUUCAAAAAGGAAUUGGUCCAAUCUACCCCUGCUGUGCAGGAGAAGGCAGAUGGUACAGCCGGUGAUGCUCAGCCCAUGAUUACACCCCCGUUGGAUGCAGUAGAUACGAAGAUACCCAUCGUUGCGGAUAUCGCGUUGUAAAUAUCCCACACAUUACGACGUCCAUGUUGUACCCAAAAAUAGAGACAGGGAAAGGAGGCUGUGUUUUCUUUUUUUUUUUUGCAUUCUCCCCUUCACGAUACAAAAGAAUUAUCUUUACGACCGAGUGGCUGUUAUGAGUGACGUUGUCUGCAACAUACCUGUUCAUAUGAAAAGAUAUGCUAUUGGAAUACAUCAUCCCUAUGGGUAGAAAAUGUUAGUACAUAUGUCCCACUUACUAAAGAAUACCACAUGUGUUUUUGGGGUAACUCUGUAUUAUUAAGUCAAUAGCAACUAUCC